AGUAUUUUCCUGUUCCGUCCUGCGGGGACGUCCCGAUAUCCAAAACAAGCGCGCUUGUAGUCUGGUACGUACAGCGCCUGCGUAGAUGUUUUUGAAGGCCCGUGACUAGCCAGCGUGCUAAUCCAACAUUCGGGACGUAACAAAAGAUUUUCAUAAUUAAUAACCUUCAGAAAGCUGUUUCUAUCCCUCUGUACGCCACCUAAUUCUGGGUUGGUCCAGCUCACACCCAGAAUGUCCUUCCCCCCUCAUUUAAACCGGCCGCUGUUGCCCCCUCCUGGGAUGCCCCCUCAGUUUGCUGGCUUCGCCACAGGAGCUCCAAUGAUCCCAGUUCACUUGGGCAUCAUGACCCCUUCUACAGUAAUGAUGCCUUCUGUGCAAGUGAUCAGUAAACCUCCAAUCCAUAAAAAGGAAAUACUUCGACUCAAAGACAACAAUGAGAACAGCGGCCCCACUACUACAGUGUUUGUGGGGAACAUAUCAGAGAAAGCUUCAGACAUGCUGAUCAGACAGCUGCUCGCGAAAUGUGGAAUUGUUCUAAGCUGGAAGAGAGUCCAAGGAGCCUCUGGCAAGCUUCAAGCUUUUGGGUUUUGUGAGUACAAGGAGCCAGAGUCCACAUUGCGAUCACUGCGGCUGCUUCAUGACCUGCAGAUUGGAGACAAAAGUCUGUUGGUGAAGGUGGAUGCCAAGACUAAAGCUCAGCUGGACGAGUGGAAGGCCAAGAAAAAGACUGUAAAUGGGAAUAUGAUCCCUGAAGAUGCAGCAGAGGAUGAGGAAGAUGUUCUAGAUGAGGAGACAAAGAAGAAGGAUCAGAUUAUCAAAGGUGCUAUCGAUGGAUUGAUGCGGGAAUAUGCUGCCGAACUCAACGCGCCUUCACAGGAUGAGGACUCCCAGCGGCGAAAGAGAAAAAAGGAGAAAAAAGAAGAGGACGACCUUAACACUAUUGAUAUGGAGGACGACAAGAGGGACCUGAUUUCCAGAGAAAUUAGUAAAUUUCGAGACACUCACAAGAAACUAGAAGAAGAGAAGGACAAGAGGGAGAAGGAGCGGCUGGAGUUUGAGCGGGACCGGAGGGAUCGUGAAAAAGAGCGAGAGCGGGAAAGAGAGCGACGGGAGCGCGAGAGGGAGAAGGAACGAGAGAGGGAAAGGGAGAGGGAAAAGGAGCGAGAGCGGGAGAGAGACCGAGACAAAGACCGCGACCGUAGGCCCAGAGAAAGAGAACGAGAGCGAGAGCGCGAGAGAGAAUGGGAGCCGGAGAGAAACCGCGACAGGAGCCCCGAACGCAGCCGAUCCAGGGAGGUCAGUCGAGACCGAGACAGAGACAAGAAACGAGACCAAGAAGAUGAAGAGGAGGCGUAUGAACGCAGGAAGCUGGAGAGGAAACUCCGAGAUAAGGAAGCAGCCUAUCAGGAGCGACUAAAAAACUGGGAGCUCAGGGAGAGGAAGAAGGCGCGGGAUUACGCCAAGGAGGCCGAGAGGGAAGAUGAGCGCAGACGAGAAAUGGUGAAAGAGGGCAAACGGUUGAAAGAGUUUCUUGAAGACUAUGAUGAUGACAGAGACGACCCCAAGUACUACAGGGGCAGUGCGCUGCAGAAGCGUCUCAGAGACCGAGAGAAGGAGAUGGAGGCGGACGAGCGUGACAGGAAGAGAGAGAAGGAGGAGCUGGAGGAGAUCAGACAGAGGCUGUUAGACGAGGGACAUCCAGACCCAGACGCAGAGCUACGCAGGAUGGAGGAGGAAGAGGAGGAGCGUCUGAGACGACCUCCCAUCAUCCCAGAGCCCGAGCCCGAAGAGGAACGUGAACGCCACAAGAGUUCACGAGACCAGCGGGACCGCCGACAUGAACAGGAAAGACCAGAACCCUGCGCACGGCCCGCCCCCUCAGACGACGAGGGCGAGGUGGGGGAGGAAGAUGAUUAUGAAAAUGACGAAGAUAACCCUGAUGCAAAACCGUGCUUGAAGCCCACGAUGCGGCCGAUCACAGCAGCGCCCUCAGUGUCGUCGGCCAGUGGCAACGCGUCCCCCAACACACCCGGGGACGAGUCGCCCUGCGGCAUCAUCAUCCCCCACGAGAACUCGCCCCCGGAGGCUCUCCCGCAGGAGGAGCACCGGCCAAAGAUCGGCCUCAGUCUCAAACUGGGUGCCUCAGGAAGCCCCAGUCAACCCAAUGCAGGUAAGCGAAAGAAGCUGCCCGUGGACAGCGUCUUCGACAAGUUUGAUGAUGAAGAGACUGACGAACAACCUCGCAAGAGGAAGCUGGUGCCCCUGGAUUACGACGAUGACAAGAGCCUCGGGGUGGACGGGGCCGGGCUCUCCAGCAUAAAGGGGCCCAACACCGAGGAGAAACGUAAACACAUCAAGACCCUGAUAGAAAAGAUUCCCACAGCAAAGCCUGAGCUGUUCUCCUACCCGCUGGACUGGUCCAUGGUCGACACGACGUUAAUGGAACGACGUGUUCGGCCCUGGAUCAAUAAGAAGAUUAUCGAGUAUAUUGGAGAGGAAGAGGCGACGUUAGUGGACUUUGUCUGCACCAAGGUGAUGGCUCACAGUAUGCCACAGAGUAUCUUGGAUGAUGUUGCUAUGGUUCUUGAUGAAGAAGCGGAAGUCUUUAUCGUGAAGAUGUGGAGGUUACUCAUUUAUGAAACCGAAGCGAAGAAGAUCGGACUGGCGAAAUGAGCAAAACCACUGAAUGAAGAUCAACCGUUUUUUUGUUUUGUUUUUUUAAUUCAUACAUUGUGUACAAUAGUGUAGCGCAAUUGUCACCCCAAACAAAGCGACGUGUCCAUACAGUACAGACUGUAACUGCAGAUUCUGCUCGUUCUCACAUUUGCACCAGUUGUUCAGGUCAUUCUGGGUUCCCCCCCCCCCCCCCCCUCUCUCUGUUUGCAGGUGCUGACCGUGUCGGUGUGCUUUUGUGUAAAUACAGUACGUCAUUAUUUGAUUAUGGUGAAAUAAUUCUGAGGAAACUGCUGACAGGUCGGACCAUUGUUGCGUUGCCAGAUAAUGUCUAUUGGUCCUAUAAUUUUAUUUGUAUACAUGCCAACACACUCGUCUGCAGGAUCGUUAUGAGCAGUCAAAUUUCUUUUAGGGUGUAAAAUCUGGUUUGCAGUUAAAUGCAAUGUUGGUUAAAGUUGGUUAAAUUGGGCUUUAGAGUAUAAAUAACUACAAUAAGGAUGUGAUAUUUUUACAGAGUUAUUUAUCAAUUUAUUUCUAUUAAGAUUUAUUUUUCCUGAUCACAUUCCUGAUAAAUGUGUUGGCAUGUUCUCCGACCAUCUCAAAAAGCACCGAGUCAUUUGAACCCACAGAAUAUAUCUGGGAUGGGGACAUCCCUGCAGCUGUAAAAGCACACACGUCAUAACCACUACAGGAAAGUGAGCGAAGAACGGGGAAAAAAAUGAUUUCAAGUUGUGAAGAUGCUCUCCAUUUGUUUUUGUAUUGGUGAACAUUUGAAUAAAAUUGAUUUUUUUAUAACA
Molecule: messenger RNA, 3470 nt
Organism: Cottoperca gobio
Lineage: Eukaryota; Metazoa; Chordata; Actinopteri; Perciformes; Bovichtidae
Gene: rbm25b
Product: RNA binding motif protein 25b
Exons: 17
Coding region: 232-2673 (813 amino acids)
Biological process (GO): regulation of alternative mRNA splicing, via spliceosome
Cellular component (GO): spliceosomal complex
Molecular function (GO): mRNA binding
Source: RefSeq, a predicted model, not a curated record